Molecule: messenger RNA, 1323 nt
Organism: Closterium sp. Naga37s-1
Lineage: Eukaryota; Viridiplantae; Streptophyta; Zygnematophyceae; Desmidiales; Closteriaceae
Source: the annotation of a GenBank genome assembly
AUGGGACUCUACAGCAACAUGAUGGUAGCAAUACGAGCAGCAGCAGCAGAAGCCAAUCACCAGGCUCCAGCUCGGAUCUUAGCAUACGAGUUGAUUGGUGUGUGCUCCUGCUCUCCCACCUACCCCAUUCCUGACUUCCCUCCUCACCCCCUCUCUUCUCUUCCCUCCUCACUCCACCCUUUCUUCUCUUCCCUCCUCACCCCACCCUUUCUUCUCUUCCCUCCACUACCCCAUUCUCCAUUUCCCUCCUCAACACCUUCCUUUUGCACUUCCCUCCUCACCCCCUUAUCUUCCCUCCUCACUGCCUCCCUUGAGCAUCCUCAGCCCCUUAGCUUCCUGAGUAUUCAGGGUCGCCAGGUAUCAAAGGAGCAGCGAUGGUCGGAGAUUCAGAGAGCGAGGCAGCAGGGGCGGUGCUCGAACAAGGGCGGUCUGUUCAACGCGUGGCCGUGGGAGGGGGGCUUCUCUGAAGGAUUUCUAGCGUGGGAGCCGCAGCCUGACAAAUACAUUCUCAUGGACUGCCAACGGAACCAGGUGUCCAACCGCAUUCGCUGCAUCCGCAACUAUCUAAUCGUGGCGGGCGUUCUCAACCGCACGCUGGUCGCACCGCAGAUUGACGUGCCGUUUUUUCGGCGCCCGGGCUGCCCGAAUAAACUGGCGAUUCAGCCCCAUCCGGCGAUCUUCGAAGCUGCCAGCCGGUUUGUAUCGGAUGUGCUUCUAAAGGGGAUGAAUAACAGUGCAGGGAGUAGCAGGGAAGGAGAGGAGCAGGGCAACAACACAGCGGCUGAGGACACGCUACCAUCAGCCAUUGCUGGUGCCAGUGGGGGUACCACCACUACUAGUGCCAGCGGUAGCAGUGGUAAGAAUGCCGGUCAGCUUCGCUACAUGGCGAUUCACUGGCGGCGAAAAGACCUGGUUACCAGCUUUCAGGACUCAGGCUCUCAUCUCACAAUCAACCGCACCGCCAGAUGCAUCGCCGAUCGCAUGGCAAAAUCCAGCAAUCUCAGCACCAUUUUCCUAGCCACUGACGCCGAACCUACUGAGGUGGCGGAAUUGACCGGAGCGGUUUUGUCCCACCGCCCGGACCUGCGGCUGAUGCAGCUUCCGCUGAACCUGGACGCGCAGGCUUGGGCGCAGGUGCUGCUGCCGCACCGGUUUGAGCAUCCGGGGGUGGUGCGGGUGACGUUAGACAAGGCGGUGUGUGCUCUAGCAGACGUGUUUCUUGGGACGGCAGCUUCGUCGUUCACGGAGGACAUUCAGCGAAUCCGGACGGGGUUGAGAGUGGCGCAUUGUGAAGACCAGAUGUUGUGCGAAGACGAGCUAUAG